AUGGCUCUUGUUUCAAUUUCAAUCAGCCUGAUGGGUGAUACUCCACAUUAUCCAUGGCGUGGUUGUCAAUGUCAACGAGGAGGAGAACGUGGUGGUCAUUGCCAUUGUCCAGAUCAUGGAAAGAUGGAAAAUACCUAUUGUCGAUAUGGAGGAAAUCAUUGGAUUUGUUUUCCAUUCAGUCGUCGUCGCUCAAUUUCUUCUGAAGAAAGUCAUGAUCAUGAUCAUGAAUGA
Molecule: messenger RNA, 231 nt
Organism: Rotaria sp. Silwood1
Lineage: Eukaryota; Metazoa; Rotifera; Eurotatoria; Philodinida; Philodinidae
Source: the annotation of a GenBank genome assembly